Messenger RNA from Botrytis porri, 375 nucleotides. RefSeq lists its product as uncharacterized. Gene Ontology annotation, cellular component: nuclear pore central transport channel. The transcript is spliced from 6 exons. The coding region runs from base 1 to 375 and encodes 124 amino acids. Lineage: Eukaryota; Fungi; Ascomycota; Leotiomycetes; Helotiales; Sclerotiniaceae. The record is from RefSeq and is a predicted model, not a curated record. Gene Ontology annotation, biological process: protein import into nucleus.
AUGGCCGACUUCGAAAGUGUCGCAAAGCAAUUCACCGAAUUCUACUACAACCAGUUCGAUGCGGACAGAAAGCAGCUGGCUCCUCUUUACCGUGACAGCUCCAUGCUAACUUUUGAGUCCGCUUCCGUCCUUGGAGCCGGUGCUAUCGUAGAAAAACUUGGAUCUCUUCCUUUCGAGAAGGUCAAGCACCAAGUCUCAACUCUCGAUGCGCAACCAUCCGGACAACACGGUGGAAUUUUGAUUUUGAUUACAGGAGCCUUGUUGGUCGAUGAGGAGCAAAGACCCAUGAACUACAGCCAAGCUUUCCAACUUAUGCCAGAUGGAGCUGGAAGCUAUUUCAUUUUCAACGAUGUCUUCAAGUUGGUAUUCGGAUAA